This is a messenger RNA of Neopsephotus bourkii (Bourke's parrot), 3993 nucleotides long. It is a transcript of the gene GPR22, whose product is annotated as G protein-coupled receptor 22. Gene Ontology annotation, cellular component: membrane. The transcript has 4 exons. The record is from RefSeq and is a predicted model, not a curated record. NCBI's taxonomy places the organism in Eukaryota, Metazoa, Chordata, Aves, Psittaciformes, Psittacidae. Bases 1505 to 2806 code for a protein of 433 amino acids. Gene Ontology annotation, molecular function: G protein-coupled receptor activity; peptide binding. Gene Ontology annotation, biological process: G protein-coupled receptor signaling pathway.
UGGGGCUAGAAACAGAAGCUCAAGCCCCGAAAUUUCAGGAAUGCAAUGACUUGUUAUUUUCUUCGCAAGAAUUCAGAGAAGAACUUCCCUCGGAAUGGGAUCACUGCACCCCUUCCUUCUCAUGUAGGAUCAUUUAUCCAGUGAAACUGAGCAGCAUAACUAUUUCCUUCUGCAGAUGCUUAUUGAUUCUACCGAAGGAAGAGUGGGAGACUGCAGCAGCCUGUAAACCAGAACUAAAGCAGUUGUAUACAUUAGCAGUAUGCUGAAACAAUGGCACAGUACAGGCACAAAUUUUCAUUAAGGUCAUUUUUUGAAGAUAUGCUUAUUACCCUCUUUCCUUUCUACUCUGCUAACAAGUGAACAAAAUGAAUCCCUCCAACCUGGAACUGCUUCACCUGCAUUGAGAAUUUAUCAAAUCUUUAGUGGAGGGCAUGCAGCAACUAAUUCAGUUUUACAACUGACAAUAUGAAGAAUGCAGUUGACCGGGUAUCUUUCUAGCUGUAUGACCUACAAGCAGCAGGAUGCAUCACUAAAAUGUAUUCUUAAGACAUAAAGGAAUUAGAAACAAAACAUGGAACACACUUGUAUUACCAUUUAUGUGCAUGACACUUCAACAAUAUACAUGGAAGACUAAUACAUCUGCUCAGAUUUUCAUUAAAAGAAGAGUGCAAUGAUUGAUUCUUAAAAUGGUGAGCAUUAAAGAGGGAUUUAUAAUUUAAAACCAGAAUUGUGGAAACUACUGAUGCAUGAAGAAACGAUGAAACAUGAAUUCCCAGAAGGAGAAUAUACAUACUUCACCAGCAAGCUGAAUAAGGUUUUAACCAAGCUUUUUCUAUACUACUUCCUAAAUAACUUAUUUGUCAUAAUGACUAAUGGAUAUUUUUCCCUCAAUUUUAUGGUCUGUUAUGUAUUCUCCUUAAAUGAAAAUAAACCAAAUUAGGUAACUCGUGGUUACUCUGAAAGCACAUGAACUGGAUUUUAUGAUGUAUGGCAACUUCUCUGACUAAGCCAUCACUCAAAAGUAAUGAGCAGGAAUAUUACAGAAAGAAAUACGCAACCAUAAACUAAAGGAUGUCUACAUAUACCCUGAAAUCAGAAAUUCUUUUUUCUUUUUAAACCUGGAAAACAAAAACAGACUGCUACAAAAUGCAAAAGGGGAAAGAAAUUAACAUCACCUAAACGAAAGUUUAUUUGUUAUUGCUGGCUUGAAACUCAGAACAGACACACAGAAUAUGCACCGGUCUGUAAAAGUAUCUCAGGCAAUUCCGAAGUCCCCAUGUUUAAGCAGAAUUUUUUGCUGCUGAAGUGCUGGAACAAAAAAAAGAAAAAAAAAAAAGCCUGCAAGGAAUGAAAUAAGAGCCCAGCUACUACUUGGUUUCCAGGUUACAGGGCAUGUCAAAUACCUGUCAGUGACACCAUGUAUCAAUUUAUGACAAGCUGCUGCAAUGAUCUGAAAGGCCCUUGAGGCACAGAGAACAGGAGAAAAACCAGCUGCAACAAAAGAAUGUGCUUCUCCCCCAUUCUGGAAGUCAACAUGCAGUCUGAAUCUAACAUCACAGUUCGAGAUGACAUUGAUGACAUCGACACCAACAUGUACCAACCACUGUCAUAUCCAUUAAGUUUUCAAGUUUCUCUUACUGGAUUUUUGAUGCUAGAAAUUGUUUUGGGACUUGGCAGCAACCUCACUGUGCUGGUACUUUACUGUAUGAAAUCCAACUUAAUCAAUUCUGUCAGUAACAUAAUUACAAUGAACCUUCAUGUACUUGAUGUAAUAAUUUGUGUGGGAUGUAUUCCUCUAACUAUAGUUAUACUUCUGCUUUCACUGGAGAGUAACACUGCUCUCAUCUGCUGCUUCCACGAGGCUUGUGUCUCUUUUGCAAGCGUUUCAACUGCAAUCAACGUCUUUGCUAUCACUCUGGACCGAUACGACAUCUCUGUAAAACCUGCCAAUCGAAUUCUGACCAUGGGAAGGGCUGUGAUAUUAAUGACAUCAAUAUGGAUCAUUUCACUUUUUUCCUUCCUGAUUCCUUUCAUUGAAGUCAACUUUUUCAGUCUUCAAAGUGCAAGUACUUGGGAAAAUAAGACACUUCUGUGCGUGAGUACAAACGAGUACCACACUGAGUUAGGAAUGUACUACCACCUUCUCGUUCAGAUUCCGAUCUUUUUCUUCACUGUUAUAGUAAUGCUAAUUACAUACACCAAAAUACUCCAGGCUCUAAAUAUUCGGAUUGGUACAAGAUUUACCACGGGACAAAAAAAGAAAGCUAGAAAGAAAAAAACUAUUUCUUUGACCACGCAGCAUGAGACUACAGAUGUGUCCCACAGCAGUGGAGGAAAAAAUGUAGUCUUUGGUGUAAGGACUUCUGUGUCUGUCAUAAUUGCUCUACGCCGAGCUGUAAAACGGCACCGGGAGCGACGAGAACGGCAAAAGAGAGUCUUCAGAAUGUCCCUCUUGAUUAUCUCAACAUUCCUUCUCUGCUGGACACCCAUCUCUGUUUUAAACACCACCAUCUUAUGUUUGGGCCCAAGUGACCUUUUGGUAAAGUUGCGAUUAUGUUUUCUAGUAAUGGCAUACGGAACAACCAUAUUUCACCCUCUACUUUAUGCAUUCACCAGGCAAAAGUUUCAGAAAGUUCUGAAAAGUAAGAUGAAAAAGCGAGUUGUUUCAAUAGUGGAAGCAGAUCCCAUGCCAAAUAACGCUGUAAUACACAACUCAUGGAUAGAGCCUAAAAGGAACAAAAAGAUCACCUUUGAAGACAAAGAAGUAAGGCAGAAAUGUUUAGUACCUCAGGUUGUCACCGACUAGAUUUCAGUAUUCACCAAAACACAUCAAGUGGAAUAUUUGAACAAAUUGUAGAAAAAUACUGCCAAAUAAGAAAAACUUUUUUAAACUAUUGGCGAGACUGUAAAUUUUCAAUAUAUAUGUUAAACAGAGUAGGACUUGUAUAUUCAAUUUCUUCAUUAUGUAAGAUAUAUGUUGCAUGGCCGUUUGUUAGCGUAACGUGUAUAUUUGUCAAAAAUAUUCAAGUUCUCUUUUUUAGAAAAUAAAUAGCCUUAAAGAAGUGCAAACUUUUAAAAACAUUUGUAUGGCUCAGUUUCUCUACAAAUAUAAAAGGAUUUUUAAACAAAAAAUUCCACUAGGGAAUACUCUUCUAAAGCACAAUUUCAACAUUUUGCACGAUGUGGUAUUUUUUAAUUUAAUUCAUAAAUAGUAUUGAUCAGAGAUAGUCUGAAUGCUAAUACGGCUACAAGUCGGACACAUUUUUACCUUGCAUUUAAAUAACUACGUAUUUCAAAUUUCUCCAGCAUGCAAUUACCAUACACAUGUAGGCAAACUCAUUUAUGUGAUGUCCUUCAAUUAGUCUUUCUGAAUCAGUUACUUUCAAUGGGGGAAAUAAACUUCACGUGUCUUCCAAAAGUUGACAGUACUCUGAAAACAAGUGAAAAGUCUUGCGGAUACAAUCUCACAUCCACAGUUUCUUCGCAGAAAAUACACCACUUUGAAUAAUUAUACAGAAAGCGUGGAGGAGGUAAGGGGAAAAGACAGGCCAAAUGAUGGCAAAAAACACAGCCAAGAAACUUAUUGGUCUUGAUGAUAAAGACAACCAACCAACAAAGCCCUUCCUGUGCAAAGACUUACUAGAUUUUCACACUGAAGGGAUUUAGCUAUAACUCUAGUGUGACGUGGAUACCUUUCACACAGAGAUUUUUCAUUCGUACCAUCUAUCUACAGAGACAGGUCUGGCUGUCAAGUGCUGCAGCUAAAGUAGAAGAUAAUUUUCUUACCCUCAAUAACUUUUGUAUUAUUUUGACUUUAUUUCUCCUUCGAUGAUAUUCCCUUCUAGCCAUGCAACUGCUUUGCCACAAACCAAUCACCAACAUUGAUAGCUACCCUAUUUCUGUAUUUCCUGGACGGUCAUGGUGUAUACCAUCAUACUACAUCCUCUUUUUCUAUUUCAUCUUAUACCUGCAAUGAAGAAUCAAGAAGCCUUA